Molecule: messenger RNA, 1243 nt
Organism: Marmota flaviventris (yellow-bellied marmot)
Lineage: Eukaryota; Metazoa; Chordata; Mammalia; Rodentia; Sciuridae
Product: olfactory receptor 13C7-like
Biological process (GO): G protein-coupled receptor signaling pathway
Cellular component (GO): membrane
Molecular function (GO): olfactory receptor activity; G protein-coupled receptor activity
Source: RefSeq, a predicted model, not a curated record
AAGAGGGGAGCUUUGGGAGGAAAGAGAGAGUUUGAAAUGGAAGCAUCCAACCAGUCUACUGUGACAGAAUUUAUCUUGCUUGGCCUCUCUGCCCACCCAAAACUAGAGAAAACAUUCUUUGUGCUCAUCCUGUCAAUGUACCUGGUGAUCCUGCUGGGGAAUGGCAUCCUCAUCCUGGUGACCAUCCUUGACUCCCAUUUGCGCACGCCCAUGUACUUCUUCCUGGGGAACCUGUCCUUCCUGGACAUCUGCUACACAACCUCCUCAGUCCCUCUGGUCCUAGAUGGUUUCCUCACUCCCAGGAAAACCAUUUCUUUCUCAGGCUGUGCUGUGCAGAUGUUUCUCUCCUUUGCCAUGGGGGCCACAGAAUGUGUGCUCCUGGGCAUGAUGGCUUUUGAUCGCUAUGUGGCCAUCUGCAACCCCCUUAGAUACUCUGUGAUCAUGAGUAAGGCUGCCUAUGUGCCCAUGGCCAUCAGCUCCUGGGUGGCUGGUGGAGCCAACUCUUUGGUGCAGAUCUCUCUUGCAGUACAAUUGCCCUUCUGUGGAGACAAUGUCAUCAACCACUUCAUCUGUGAGAUCUUGGCAGUCCUAAAGUUGGCCUGUGCCGACAUCUCCAUCAAUGUGAUCAGCAUGGGGGUGGCCAAUGUGAUCUUCCUGGGGGUCCCAGUUCUGUUCAUCUUUGUCUCCUACAUCUUCAUACUCACCACUAUCUUAAAGAUUCCCUCAGCUGAGGGAAGGAAAAAGGCCUUCUCUACCUGCUCUGCCCACCUUACUGUGGUGAUCAUCUUCUAUGGGACCAUUCUCUUCAUGUAUGGAAAGCCCAAGUCCAAGGACCCACUGGGGGCUGACAAGCAGGACCUCACAGACAAACUCAUCUCUCUUUUCUAUGGACUUCUGACCCCCAUGCUGAACCCCAUCAUCUACAGUCUGAGGAACAAGGAUGUGAAGGCCGCUGUGAAGGAUCUAGUAUCUCAGAAAUGCCUCAUCCAGUGAUGGUGGAAUAUAUUUCAUGAUCCAUGGAGUUGGAUGGCUCUCACUUGAGAAUCUCAAUGCAAAGCAAACCUAAGUGAGGGGAAAGCUGCCUUUACAGCCACGCCAUUCACAGUGUGGCCCAUGGACCAGCAAUGUCAGCAUCAUGUGGAAGCUUAUUUGACAUACAGAAUUUUGGGGCCCAUUGCAGACAUACUGAGUUGGAAUCUUUGUUUUAACAAGAUCCUUCAGGUGAUUUGCAUGCACAUUAAAC